AUGGCUGGCGGCGUGGUGGCCCGGAUAGAGGCGUGGCUGCGGCAGGCGGGGGUUUGGUGGGAUGAGGAGCUCAUGCGGAUCUGCGGCAGCGCGGAGGCGCCAAGCGGUUUUGCGAUGGGCGUCGUGGCGACCACAGAUAUUCCCGAAGGGACGUCACUGUGCACGAUCCCGAAGCGUGCCGUGUUAUCAAUCAAGACCACAGGAAUCGCCGAUCUGAUAGAGCAGAGCGACAUCCGCGGGGGGCUCGCCCUCACCGUGGCUGUGAUGUACGAAAUCGCUCUGGGUCGGGAAUCGCCGUGGUUCGGAUACUUAGAAACGCUGCCUUCACGAGAGUACCUGCCCAUCUUUUGGCCAAGGGAGGAUCUGCAACUGCUGAAAGGGACUGAUUUGGAGGGCAGGGCGGGAAAAGACAUGGAGUUGACGCGAGAUGACUAUGAGUCAGUGGUCCCAUUCAUAUCGCAGCAUCCUGACAGGUUCAGCAACCUGACUAUGGAUCUGAAGGCUUUUCGCGAGGCAGCUUCACUUGUCGCAUCGAGGGCAUUCAUAAUCGACAAGGAACAUGGUGAUGCUAUGGUUCCUCUUGCUGACCUUUUCAAUCACAAGGCUGCCAUUCUUCAUUUCUCAAGUGAGUACAUCGUGGAGGGUCAGUCAUCAGACGAUGAAGACUCUGAUGGCGAUGGAAGCAAUGGGGAAGCCGCAGCAGAAUGCAAUGAUAAUGUACCAGAAGGUGACCCAGCCACAGAAACCAAGAGCUGUGCACAAACAUGUGACAAGGAAGAAGGUGCCUACUGCUGUCCACAAGUGCUGCUGCGAAGCAAGUCAAGGGCUCUCCUUUUUGAAAACUGUCUGUGA
Messenger RNA from Ostreobium quekettii, 852 nucleotides. The record is from the annotation of a GenBank genome assembly. Lineage: Eukaryota; Viridiplantae; Chlorophyta; Ulvophyceae; Bryopsidales; Ostreobiaceae.